AAAGAAUCUAAAAAUAUUAAAUCUUCUGACAAUUUUAUUCUUGAGCCGGAGUUUGAAAUCUUUAAAAAAGAUAUAAAUUUAAAUAUUAAUCGUGAUUCAAAUAAGCUUCCUGAUUAUAUAGUUAUUUCUUCAGAUGAUAAUAUUCAACAAUUUUUAGAUAAUGAAGUAAAUAAAAAAGAAAAAAAUAUCAAACUAAAG
This is a messenger RNA of Racocetra persica, 198 nucleotides long. Lineage: Eukaryota; Fungi; Glomeromycota; Glomeromycetes; Diversisporales; Gigasporaceae. The record is from the annotation of a GenBank genome assembly.